Messenger RNA from Kluyveromyces marxianus DMKU3-1042, 1581 nucleotides. RefSeq names its product E3 ubiquitin-protein ligase HRD1 (gene HRD1). The record is from RefSeq and is a predicted model, not a curated record. Gene Ontology annotation, cellular component: cytoplasm. The transcript has a single exon. NCBI's taxonomy places the organism in Eukaryota, Fungi, Ascomycota, Saccharomycetes, Saccharomycetales, Saccharomycetaceae. The coding region runs from base 1 to 1581 and encodes 526 amino acids.
AUGUUACUGACACAGAAGUUUGUCUCUUUCGUUGUAGUGUCAUACAUUGGUGCUAUAUGGUCUCUAUACACUUGUAUCACAACUUCGUAUUCUUUUUUGGAUGCUAUUUGCAUGAUCACAGAGGGUUCUCACGCGCUUAUAUGCGGAAAUUUUGUACUAUUGCACAUUAUUUUACUGUCAAGGUGGUUUGUUAGGUUCCUCUUUGGUGAGCUAAGAUUGAUCGAAUACGAGCAUAUACUGGAAAGGAUAUCAUAUGUUGUGCUCCAUUUUAUCAUGACAUAUUCAGGAGCAACAGAUGGCCAUAUUUUAAGCCUAAUACUAAACUGUGCCCUCUUGGUGUUCUGUAAGACAUUGCACUGGAUUCUCAGGGAUAGAAUGGAUUUCACUUUCCAGGCUACUGCUGUUCAUACUAGAAUAUCCUCAUUGAUUUGUUCUAAAUAUAUGCUGAGCCUUCUCAUUAUUUUAACGAUGGAUGGAUUGUUAUCCUUAUAUUACCUAAGCUUCUUCAAGCAGUCAUCUUCAGUUACAGAAGGAAUUAUACUUUUCUCUGAGCAUUUGAUUAUAUCUGCUGAGAUGGUAAAAAUACUACUGUUAACUGGUUUGAACUUCUUGGAGAUAUACACGAUUAAGCAAAGAUCAAGAUCCCAUAGAAUCGUCGAACCAGUCGAGAAUGACGGUAUUGGCCAGGGUAUUGAUUUAGAUGAAGAGGACGAAGACAACCUAAUCGGGAUAGAAGGAAAGUUUAUAUACGAAAAGUUGUUUGAAAUUAUCACCAACACCCUUCAAAUAUUGAUUAAAUUUGUCGCUUCUUUCUUACUUUCAAGACCAAUGACUACUAUAAGUGCAUUUUGGGAUACUGCUAUGACAUUCAAAUCGGCAAGGGUCCUAUGGAAGAGUUGGAAAGGCAGUAAGAGUUUGGAUGCAUCAUUGAAAGACGCAACAGAUAGUCAGAUCGAGAACGGUAUGUUUGAUCUUUGUAUUGUUUGCAUGGAAGACUUUGUUUCAAGUUCUGAACGUAAGAAUGAAGGAAAAAAGGUUAAAAUACUCCCAUGCGGACACGCUUUACAUCUCUCAUGCUUGAAGAAUUGGAUAGCAAGAUCUCCAACAUGCCCUAUUUGUAGAGUUCCUAUUUUUGAUCAAGCUGGAAAUAUAGUUCCUUAUCCAGCUGAUCAGUCUUCUACAGAAAACAAUCCAGCUAAUACCGAUGAUUCUCAAGAGCGGAAUAACUCCAUGGAAGUAGAGUCAGAUAACACCAUAUCUAAUAACACUGACGAGGGAAUCACAUCUACUUCUCAUUUAACAAGUCCAGAGAAUAUAACAGUUGCCACUACGCGGAGAUCCUCUUUAGUACUUCCUGUUGAAAGCAGUAACGAAAACACUCAUACUUUUAGGAUAGUCACAGAAUCAGGAAAACAACUUGAAGGGUCUAUUUCUUUGAAAAAUAAUAUGGACCUUAAUCAACAAUCUAUUACGGUGCCUCAAAACCUAUUUGAAGAACAGGAUGCUUCACAAUUGAAAAGGAAGGUCGCUGAACUUGAAAGUAUGAUAGAAGAUCUUUCAAAAAAAGUAAAGAGGGAAUGA